Messenger RNA from Cyanidioschyzon merolae strain 10D, 756 nucleotides. Its product is annotated as similar to Golgi SNARE protein. Bases 1 to 756 code for a protein of 251 amino acids. Gene Ontology annotation, molecular function: SNAP receptor activity. The record is from RefSeq and is a predicted model, not a curated record. The transcript has a single exon. Gene Ontology annotation, cellular component: Golgi medial cisterna; SNARE complex; Golgi membrane. Lineage: Eukaryota; Rhodophyta; Bangiophyceae; Cyanidiales; Cyanidiaceae. Gene Ontology annotation, biological process: endoplasmic reticulum to Golgi vesicle-mediated transport; vesicle fusion.
AUGAGCGUCAGCUGGGAGCAGUUGCGAGUGGAAGCUCGGCGCCUCGAGGGUGAGGUGGAGCGUAGUCUCAGCGACUUUGCCAAGGCAUGCGCUGCGCUCUCUGGGUCCGCCUUGGGCGUGGUCGAUGCGUCGCGAAGGAACGACCAGGUCGCUCGCGAACUUGAGCGGGUGGAAGCGCUGGAGACGCGCCUACAGGGUUGCUUGCGGCAACUAGAAGAGGUAAACCGGCAGAUGACAACCUUUACACAAGAUGAGCAGGGAAAACCUGCCUUGCUACUGGUUCUGCAGCGGCACCAGGAGGUGCUUGCAGAGUCGCGGAUCGAGUACCGCCGUCUGCGAGCCAGUCUUCGACAAGUCAGAGAGUACUUCGACCUGGUGGGUCCGCGACGAGUGUCGUCGCCAGAGCGGCAGCGUUCACAAACAAAAGCUGGUGGCGGUGCUGGUAGCCUGCCUGGAGCAGCGCCGGACCUGGAACGCGGUCUCCGGAACCUCGAGUCCGAGUCGACGCAUGUUAAUGGAGCACACCAGGCUGUGGAUGCUAGUCUUGGGCAGAGUAUGGCUCUUCGGGAUGAGCUCGUGCGGCAGCGGCAGACGUUUGCGUUGAUGUUCCACCGGAUGACAGCGAUGGCGGAUUCCUUGCCGCAAGUCGGGCGUCUCGUCGCGAAUAUUCGUCGAAGGAAACGCCGCGAUGUGCUUGUAGUGGCCACGGCUGCGGCUUUGCUGUCGCUCCUGACUAUACUGUUGCGAUUGGCGUAG